Messenger RNA from Microplitis mediator, 3741 nucleotides. RefSeq lists its product as uncharacterized. The transcript has 6 exons. Gene Ontology annotation, molecular function: DNA helicase activity. Gene Ontology annotation, biological process: telomere maintenance; DNA repair. The record is from RefSeq and is a predicted model, not a curated record. Lineage: Eukaryota; Metazoa; Arthropoda; Insecta; Hymenoptera; Braconidae. Bases 1 to 3741 code for a protein of 1246 amino acids.
AUGACAAUUAUGAACAAUGAACUGUUUCAAUCUCAUUUUCGUGGUUUUGACACUGAUCAUAAUUAUAGUCUCAAUCAUUCUAAGAAGUACAAACAUUCUGGGGAAAGAAUUCCAAAAAAUCCUGAUGGAAGUGUUGUAGAUAAUAAUAGAGAAGAACCAAUAAUAAAAUCUCACUUCGAUCUGAAAUCUGGUCGUAGAAAACGACAGUUAAAUGAAGUAAAUAAUGAUAACAAUGAACCAGAAAAAAAAGCUCGAUUGGAUUUAGAAUCUGAUCCCAGGAAACGUCAGCUUGAAAAAGAAAUAGAACGCAGAAAACGGAGGAAUGAGUUAAAUAAUUAUUUUAAUACAUAUUCUACACAACUUACAAAAAAAGCUAAGCAAGGUAAUAAAACUGCUCAGUUAUAUAAAAAAGUAAUAACUAAACAACACCAAACUCCUACAAUUUGUACUUGCUGUAUGCGUAAGUUGUAUGAUGGCAUCACUAAAUUAACAAACUACAAACGAACACUUAUUACUGAAAAAGCUAUGGACAAACAUUCAUAUUAUUUCAAAGAAUCUGAAUUUCUUUGUGAUUAUUGUUGGAAUUAUUUACGAAGAAGCAAUAUUUCGAAAAUAGCUGCUACAAAAAAUUUUUAUUUCAUAGAAAUCCCCGAUUAUUUAAAACGUUUGAGUCCUCUUGGAGCUAGAUUAGUAUCACCUUGGUUACCAUUUAUGCAAAUUGUUCCUCUUCAACAGUUUACUGUUAACCCUCAAUUGUCUAUUAGAGGAAGUAUUGUGAAUAUUCAAGUUGAAGUUGGGGAAAUGAUGAAAUGUUUGCCUCGACAUCCGAGGGAUACUCAAGUGAUUCAAAUUCUUCUUAAACGUAAAAAGGGAUACAAUGAAAAUGAAGAAUUUUUCACCCAAUUUACUCAAAAAGAAUUUUCUUUUGUAGUUGAUGAGAAAGAUAAAGAAUAUCUUUUGAAAUCUCAAAAUGAAAUAUUCACAAAAUUCAAUGAUGACGAUGAUGAUUUUAAAGAUAAUGAUUGUGAGGGAAAUUUUGACAUGGAUGACGUUUUAGUCAUUGAUCAAAACCGAGAAGCAGCAGAAUUGACUCGAAUUAUUGCACCGGGUGAAAACAAACGACCGGUGCAAAUGUACGACAUUCCGUCCGAUAAAAUUUUCUGUUUUCCACAAAUAUUCGGGGGAGAGCCUUUUGAUGAAGCAAAUAUGCUUUCAGCUAAUGAAAGACAUAAAUUAUGGCUCACGCACAAUGAUUCUCGUUGUCGAAUCGAUCCCACGUUUGUUCUUUUAUUGGGUCAAAUGACAGUUCAAAAACGUACCAGAGAUUCAAUGAAUUUUGUCACUCGUCGAGGAUACAAAGCAUAUAAAUUUUUGAAGCCUAUUGUUGGUUCUCCUGCUUACUUAGAGGACAAGAAGAAAUUUUUGAUUACUAAAAUAUCACAAAUCGGUCCAGCGACUUUAUUUGUAACAUUUUCUAUCAUUCUAGAGAGUGCGCCUUAUGUAUUACAGCAACUCUAUGAAGAUCAAUACGAUAAAAAGAUUAGUUUACAAGACGUGCUUGAGAUUGACUAUAAUGGAAAACUUCUUUUAAUACGCAAUAACCCAGUCACUUGUGCACGCUAUAUUAAUCGUUAUUUUAAUAAUAUACUAAACUGUCUUCAGAAAAUAUCUGGUCCCUUCAAAGUUAAUUAUGUUGAAGAUUAUGUUCAAAAAGAUGAAGUUCAGCAAAAAGGAACUUUACAUCGGCACAUGCUAUUUUGGUUAAAUGACGCUCCAACAUAUAAUCCAGAAGAUGGUAAUUCUAUAAGUGAUUGUGUUCAAUUCAUCGAUAAAUUUAUUACAUGUCGAUUAGAUCAGGAUAAUCCAUAUGUAAUCUAUUAUCAACAUCAUAAGCAUACCGUUACAUGUUACAAAGGUUCGAAAAAUCUGAAAAAAUUUCGUUUUCAUUAUCCGAUGUGGCCGAUGCCAGAAACAAAAAUUUUAACUAAGCUACCAUCAGAUCAACGAACUCCAAGAGUAAAAUUGAAUUUUCAAAAAAUUAUCGAUUAUCUUGAUGAACUAAGCAAAAGUCCACGUAAAAUUUCAUUUGCACAACUUUUAAUUGAACUUAAGUUGUCUGAGCUUGAAUACAUUGAAGCUGCUAGAUAUCCUUUACAAACAACUCGCGUAUUUCUGAAACGUGAAAGUAAUGAGAUUUUGAUUAAUGCUUAUAAUCCAGAUAUUUUGAAUUUACUUAGAUCAAACAUGGACAUUCAAUUUAUCUGUGAUGCAUAUGCAUGUGUGACUUAUUUAACCGAUUAUGUAGUCAAAGUCGAAAAAGAGAUGGCAAAAUUAUUUAGAAAUUUAACUGAACAAUUUGCUCAAGGAGACUAUACAAAUUCAGAAAAAGUAAAAAUAAUAGGAAAUGCUUUUAUAAAUAAAAGGGUAUUAGCAGGACAAGCAGCUGCCAGUAUAGUCCUUCAUAUACCAGGUUUCAAAUCUAGUCGAUAUGGUGUCAUAGUGCCUACUUUUCAUUCUGACGAAAGAACUAGAGUAGUAAAGAAUAACAAAGAAUUAUCUGAGAUGGCACCUGAUUUGACAGAUAUCUAUCAAGAAGAUAUUAUUGAAAAAUAUAGUAAAAGAAAGAAGCAAUAUGAGUCAUUAUGCUUAGCUGAUGUUGCUACAGGGUUCAAUAAUCUUAAUAAAAUUAUUGUAAAAUCAAAAUCUGUAAAAAAAGAACAUCAUUCAGAAAAUGAGCUCAGUGCUUGUGAUGAUAAUAAAGAUAGUGAUUAUGAAGAAAACAUUGCGAAACAAUGUUCUAAGCGUAAAAUAUUGAGAACGCAGCAUUACAAUAAAUAUCAAGAUGAAGAAAAUUACUAUCGAGAACAAAAUCGAGCUUUAAUAUAUAAAAUGGAUCCAAAUUAUAUUGAAGAUCUUGUUAAAGAGGCUGAAGCUAACAAAACUGACGAUGAAGAUGAAAAUGGUAAAUUCAUUGUUAAUGACAAUGAAUCGAAUUUCAAUGAGUCGACUGAUAUAUUUACAGAAAUUAAUAAAGAUGGAAAUCCUGAAUCAACAGAGAAAGAUUACAAGAUUAGCGUUCCAACAGUUAUGGAGGAAAGUAAUAUCUUAGAACUGCUUUUAAAAGCAAAUGAACAACAAUUACAAAUUACUAUGCAUUGCUUGCAUGCUCAAAAACUUGACGUAUCGAUACGCUUAGUUAUCUGUGGUCAAGCUGGAACUGGAAAAUCUUUUCUAAUUAAACUUUUAUAUCAAACUAUUACUAAUUAUUGUACCAAACAAAUUCCUUGCUUAGAUAUUUCGUCUCCAAGAGUUGUUUUAGCUGCUCCUUCAGGAAAAGCUGCAUUUAUAAUUGGGGGUAUUACAGAUCAUAGCUGUUAUGUUUUACCUUCUGAUAAUAAAAGAGGCAACCUGCCAGCAUUAAGCUCAAGCACUGUCACGUCAUUAAGAUUCGAAAUGCGUUAUGUAAAAGUUAUAAUUAUAGAUGAGGUAUCAAUGAUUGGUCGUAAUCGCUUAAAUCAAAUUGAUACUCGUCUUCAACAAAUUACUGGUAAUAACUCACCAUUUGGUGGUUUAUCAGUUAUAUUUGUUGGAGACUUAAGACAACUUCCUCCUGUAAUGGACAAACCUAUUUAUUAUACAGCACAUCAUUAUUUGAGAGACAAGAAAUUACAGUGGGACAAACAAUAUGCUGGUAAACCUUUUAAGCCAAAUAUUGCUGAUCCCAAUUAUGCGACAAGAUAA